AUGCCUGGUGUUCAGAAGACAGGAGACGACAAAGCUGAUGGCGGUGGCUAUCCAUUGCGCAAGAAGUCAAGCCUGUACAUGCUACCAAGACAAUCGAUCUUGCAUAAUGCCAGCAAGAAGGUUGCAGACGCCGAUGCUUCGCGACGAGACUCUAAGGCGGUCAGAUUCGAGGGACAGGCGCCGCCACCACCGCCCUCUGCUCAGCAACCUCCAGUCAUCAAAGCACCAGAGCCAGAGCCAGAAGAAAAUUCCGUUGCAGUUCAAAAGGAUAGCAGCAGCAGCAGUAGCAGCAGCACCUCAUCUUCCGAUGAAUCCAGCGAUAGCAGCUCUGAUGAGGAUGCAAAGGUCUCGUCUUCGUCAGACUCCUCAGACUCAGACUCCGAUUCCGAUUCCGACUCUGACUCGUCCAGCUCUGAUUCUGACGAUUCGGCGUCAGAUUCCGAGUCAGAAGAGGUUUCUGGUAUAGCCUCUUCGACGAUGAACCCCCCUGGUCUGGGCUCCCAACGAACCAAAAAGAGCAACCAGCGCAACAAGAUGCGACGACGGUUAGCCAAACUCAAAGAACUGGGUGCUUUACCGGCCGAAGCAGACUUUGCUGCUCUUCGAGACCUGGAGGAGAAGCAUGGAGGGUCGUAUCAAUUUCCCACAACCACACCCGGUACGAACGAGAAUGAGCAGGCAGAGUUCGAAGCGAAGCGGCAGAAGCUGCUUCGUGAUCUUGAAUCUGGAGGAAUCGACGUCACCGAGAAGGAGAAUGUGCCAUCGAGUGACAAAGAGAACAGCAACCAAGUAAACAAUCAAGUGCCCGAGUCCGAAAAAGAAAACGCCAUCCCUGCUGCGGAAACCGCCAAUGAGGCCAGUGCCGAGUCAAAACGCCGCACGCUAGACAUUGCCAGCUCUCGGCGACUGCUCUUCGGUUCCCUUGGUGUACGGACGCCUCGAACCAAAGAGGACGAAGAAGCCACGCGCAAGAAGCUGGCCGGCAAAGUCAAGAGUACCAAUGGAUAUCCCCGGAAGUCGGUCACUGAAGAAGCACCGGCCGAGAGCGAAAGUGACUCGGACGAGAACUGGCAAGACAAGUUAGUCAUUCGGGCCACCGAGUGCUUCUUUGAAGAUAUCGAGUUGACUGCGCCUCCUUUUCCUUUUGAGCAGCGAUGGGAUGCCGAAGCCGACGCUAUCAUUAGGCAGCGCAAGGGAUGGGGCAAAAAACGGAAGAGAAAGCAGCGCAUUCAGGUGUACGACGGGGAAUACGAAGAGGAAGAGUAUUAUGGCAAUGAUGACUAUUAUUAUCAAGAUGAAGAAGAUCCACAGCUCAACUACGAUGACACGGAGCAGCCGAGCCACGAGAUGGAAGGCAUUGAGCAGAAUGGACACGAGGACAUGCAGCCAUCAGACGAGACAGAGGGCGACCUUCCUCAAGUUCCCGAUGAUCCGGCAUCGCUCGGGGAUCUGGUAGAAGACGACUUGAAGAAAGGCUCAGUCAUUGCCUUCAGGCAGCUGGACAUGUCCAAAGCGACCAACUGGCAGCCCACGGUGUCAGAAUAUCGAGUAGCCAAGAUCCACGACGUGUUCGAAGACCAGGUUCUCAAACUUCGGCUGGCCAAGCGUGAUCGAAGGCAGCUCAAGGAGACGGAAGAUGACGAGGACGAGCCAGAGUACAGCGGAUUUGAAAUGCCCGGUUUUGAUGACGACGAAGCGGAGGACGAUGGGUAUCGCGAAGUGCCACUUUCAGAUCUCAUUGAUGCCAAGCUUCUCCGAGCGGGAAAUAUUGCAGGCGGCCCCGGAGAAGCCGAGAAAGCCAGCUUGUCAGUACAUUAA
This is a messenger RNA of Aspergillus melleus, 1818 nucleotides long. RefSeq lists its product as uncharacterized. NCBI's taxonomy places the organism in Eukaryota, Fungi, Ascomycota, Eurotiomycetes, Eurotiales, Aspergillaceae. Bases 1 to 1818 code for a protein of 605 amino acids. The transcript has a single exon. The record is from RefSeq and is a predicted model, not a curated record.